This is a messenger RNA of Stylophora pistillata, 1207 nucleotides long. Its product is annotated as voltage-dependent calcium channel type A subunit alpha-1-like. Gene Ontology annotation, molecular function: high voltage-gated calcium channel activity. Gene Ontology annotation, cellular component: voltage-gated calcium channel complex; membrane. Lineage: Eukaryota; Metazoa; Cnidaria; Anthozoa; Scleractinia; Pocilloporidae. The record is from RefSeq and is a predicted model, not a curated record. Gene Ontology annotation, biological process: calcium ion import across plasma membrane; chemical synaptic transmission.
GUCGGUCCUAAAAAUAAAAACAGAACAAAACGGACACAGGUGAGGAGAAUCACUUUCAGCAGUUUAAACCAGGUGACGACGAAAUAGAAGUCCAAAUGUUUCGAUGGCCGAUGAGGCGAAGGAUCUCACUAAGAAUUCGGAAAACAAGCUCCGGGCGGCAACAGAGGUUUUCCAGCGUAAAUAUCGUUCUAUGUCCACUUAUGGUGAGCAAGUCAUCGAUGAUGCCAACCGCUCAAAGAAAGCGCUGUUCUGCCUUCCGGAAGAUAACCCUAUAAGAUUCUACUGCAAAAAGAUUGUGGAAUCCAAGAAGUUUGAAUAUUUUAUAUUACUGACAAUCGCCGUAAAUUGUGUUGUUCUGAUGUUAGAUGAACCGCUACCCAAUGGAGAUACAACUAAGAGAAAUGAACAACUGGAAAAAUCAGAGAAGUACUUCGUCAUAAUCUACUGUAUAGAAGCUGCCACGAAGAUCAUCGCCAGUGGUUUUCUCCUUCAUAAGGAUGCAUACUUGCGAAACGGUUGGAAUAUUUUGGAUUUUGUGGUGGUCGUUGUCGGGCUGGUGGGAAUGAUAUCUGAUCCUGAGAUUUCUGGUGGGAGUGAUAGCAACAGUUUAAAAGAGUCGGAGUCGCUUAAAGUUCUCCGAGCAGUUCGAGUUUUGCGGCCACUUAAAAUUGUCUCUGGUAUACCAAGUCUUCAAGUAGUCAUGAAGUCAAUAGCAAGAGCCAUGAUUCCUCUGCUGCAGAUUUUAUUUUUGAUUUUAUUUGUUAUUGUAAUCUACGCCAUAGUAGGAUUAGAACUCCUUCGAGGGAAGUUUCAGUGGACUUGUUACAAUAUCACAACAGGUGAGAUUAAUUAUAUUUGUAUACCUCAAUUGAUGCUAGAAAUACAAGUCAGAGGUUUGCUUCAAAGUUCAGAACAUCUAAUAUGUUUUAGUAAAGGAGGAAAAGGGCGAGGCCGAGAAUAGAAAACAUUGGAAAAAUAGAUAUUUCGCGCGAUAUUUGAUGUUAAAGUACAAUAUUUCAACUCCAUUCCAGUCAUAAUCAUGAAGGGUUACAAGGAUAUUGAACUAGUAGCAUCUAUACUACCACUCUCAAAAUCAUUAACAGACGCCCUUUCCCAUUCAAUGUUGUUCUAGAGGGAGGGGACAAAUAGAUCUACUUAACGAAAACAAAAGAGAUAACUUGAAGUAAUAUGGGGUCGAAAAGAUCGA